CCUUUGACAAGAACCGUAGCUAGUUUGCUAGGGUUUAUUUAAGUCACUAUACGAUUCAUCUUUAUUAUCGUUUAGCUAAGUGAUAUAUAACCUGGAUGACUAUUCACUUUUACACUCUCUGGCAAAUAAUGGUUGGGACGGUUUGCUAGCAAGCCAGGCUCUUUUAGCGAGCUAAUUAAGUUAGCGUCGACGAGUUUUGGUACUCGGCGUACCUCCCCCGCUUCAUGUUCACAUGAGGUCUCUCAACAACGCAUUUCACUUUGCCAGUUUGCUUGCAUUUAACAGUAACGAACCCCGAGACGAUGGGUCACGCUAAUUAACGUUAGCAGCUCAUUAGACCGGUGCGUGUCCUGUGGCUAUCUUGCUGUAGCUAGGCAAGUACAGUAGCUAAGUGCUCAAGCAUAGCACUCGAUGCUGGCUAAAAAUAACCAACUCUUUGUCCCCAAUUCAGCACCCCACCAAAAGUGGUGAGCUCGCCUAUUAGAGCCCGUCCACCUUACAUACAACCAGUUGUGACUUUGUCGCUCUACAUGGUCGAUACAGCCAAGUCAGGACGAUCGGAAGAGGUUGGAGGCACUGUAGUUUGUGAGACGAACUGGCAUGAGGCAUCUCUCUCCGGCUGGGUGUCUUCAAGUCGGGUUACCAAAGUAAACGCAUUCAACUGGCUUUUUUUGACCGAACAUCAAGCGUCAUCCAUGGCGUUGGCCUGUCACCAGUAGCUUGUUCCCGGCAGGGAAAACAUAAGCUAUUUAACACUAACAAUACUGUUAAAGGACACCCCCUUUGUUCUGAUUGUAAACUGUGAAAGAAAUAAUUUAAAGUUAUUAUACCACAGUGGAACAUCAUGUCGGAGGAUAACAACGCAGACAAAUUAAUCAAGGAGACCUCCAUCUUGGAAGAGUACAACAUUAACUGGACACAGAAGCUCGGGGCAGGGAUCAGUGGACCUGUUAGAGUUUGUGUGAAGAAGUCGACUCAGGAACGAUUGGCCCUGAAAAUCCUAAUUGAUCGUCCCAAGGCCCGAAAUGAGGUGCGGCUCCACAUGAUGUGUGCUACACACCCCAACAUUGUGCAGAUUAUGGAGGUGUACGCCAAUAGUGUGCAGUUUCCUCACGAAUCCAUUCCAAGAGCGAGGUUACUGAUCGUCAUGGAGAUGAUGGAGGGAGGCGAGCUGUUCCACAGGAUCAGUCAGCACAGACACUUUACAGAGAAGAUGGCUAGCCAGGUCACCAAACAGAUCGGCCAGGCCCUGGAACACUGUCACUCACUGAAUAUUGCACAUCGAGACCUGAAACCAGAGAACCUGCUCUUCAAGGAUAACUCCCUGGAUGCACCGGUGAAGUUGUGCGAUUUUGGAUUUGCAAAGAUUGACCAGGGGGACUUGAUGACCCCACAGUUCACUCCUUACUACGUUGCACCUCAGGUACUUGAGGCUCAAAGGCGACACCAGAAGGAAAAGUCUGGAAUAAUACCUACCUCACCCACCCCUUACACCUAUAACAAGAGCUGUGACCUGUGGUCCAUGGGGGUGAUCAUCUACGUGAUGCUGUGUGGCUACCCUCCCUUCUACUCCAAGCACCACAGCCGCACCAUCCCCAAGGAUAUGCGCAAAAAGAUCAUGACAGCCAGCUUUGACUUCCCCGAGGACGAGUGGAGCCAGAUCUCUGAAAUGGCUAAGGACAUUGUCCGCAAGCUGCUGAAGGUGAAGCCUGAGGAGAGGCUGACCAUUGAGGGUGUACUGGAACACCCCUGGCUCAACUGCACAGAGGCCCUGGACAACGUGCUGCCCUCCGCACAGAUGAUGAUGGACAAGGCAAUGGUAGCAGGGAUCCAGCAGGCCCAUGCUGAACAGCUGGCUAACAUGAGAAUACAGGACCUCAACAUCAGCCUCAAGCCACUCAACUCCGUCAAUAACCCCAUCCUGAGGAAAAGGAAACUCCUAGGCAGCAAGCAGAGGGAUGGCUUCUUCAUCCACGAUCCAGAGAACGGCGGCGAGGACGCCAAUGUGGCCCUGGAGAAACUCAGAGACGUCAUCGCUCAGUGUAUCCUCCCACAGGCUGGGGAGAAUGAGGACGAGAAACUAAAUGAGGUGAUGCAUGAUGCGUGGCGUUUCAACCGAGACUGCAAACUACUGCGAGACGGGCUGCAGGGCCUCAGCUGGGAUGGUGGACUCCAAUGAAGUUGUUGAAACAUCAAGGAUGAGCAAUGGAAACAGGAUGCACCUGAGCUCAAUGUCUCAUAGCAAAGGGUCUGAUACUUAAGUACAUAAAGUGUUUCUGGGCAAACAUUUAAACAUUUUUCUUAAAUAAAAAAAAACAGUUUUUGAAUAGGCCUGUAAUGUAACAAAGUGGAAAAUGUCUAGAGGCCUGAAUCCUUUCCGAAGACACUGCACUAAUUUCUGUGGAGGAAAUCCCAUAAUUAAAGGGAAGUUCUACCUUUUUUUCAGCAUAAAAUUCUAAUUCCUCAGUUAGUAACCUUUACCUGCUCACAUGAAAAUCACAUGAUGCACAGCAGAUGAUGGCAUCAGUCUCCGGAUGAUGUCAUCAGUAAACACUUAUCUUCAAUCUGUUUGAUAACAAAAUAUAGAAAAACAAAGUUUUGAAAUGUGUUGAUGUUGGAUGGUGCUGGAGAUGAAAAUGGUGUUGAAAAACAGUGGAAUUUCCCUAAAAUAAAAGUUUGUCAACAUUUCUUUCUUUGGUCUCCA
Messenger RNA from Oncorhynchus keta (chum salmon), 2704 nucleotides. RefSeq names its product MAP kinase-activated protein kinase 5. The transcript is spliced from 14 exons. The record is from RefSeq and is a predicted model, not a curated record. Bases 845 to 2179 code for a protein of 444 amino acids. Gene Ontology annotation, molecular function: ATP binding; mitogen-activated protein kinase binding; calcium-dependent protein serine/threonine kinase activity. Gene Ontology annotation, biological process: protein autophosphorylation; negative regulation of TOR signaling; Ras protein signal transduction. Gene Ontology annotation, cellular component: nucleus; cytoplasm. NCBI's taxonomy places the organism in Eukaryota, Metazoa, Chordata, Actinopteri, Salmoniformes, Salmonidae.